CAAGGUGCAACAUAAAAUUGCAGUUCAAGCCACAUCUUUUAGAGCACAUUGCUAUAAUUUCAAUAAGAAAACCUAUUUAAUAUUUAAGUUUCAAAAUCUUGUAUAUAUAAGUAUAUGCUAAAAUGUACCCCGUUGGCCAACCUCCAACGGGGGAGACGAGUGCUGGUGCAGUAGGCGUGACUGGUGCUGUGACUGCGGCGGCGGGUGCUACGGCUGCAGCUCCCGGGGCUCCGAGCACUGCGCCAGCAACUGGGGCUCCGCCUCCAGUCGCGGCAGGGGCAGGGGCUAUGGCGCUUGUUCCUCCAGCUGCAGCACCUCCUCCCGAUUUACCAGUACUAACAUGUCCACGCCGUCCUAACCUCGGUCAUGAAGGUCGACCGAUUAUGCUAAGAGCAAAUCAUUUUCAAAUAUCAAUGCCUAGAGGUUUUGUGCACCAUUAUGAUGUUAAUAUACAGCCAGAUAAGUGUCCUAGAAAGGUUAAUAGGGAAAUUGUUGAAACUAUGGUCCACUGUUACAAUAAAAUAUUUGGUACAUUGAAGCCAGUGUUUGAUGGGAGAAACAAUUUAUAUACAAGAGAUCCAUUACCAAUUGGUAAUGAUAGGGUUGAAUUAGAAGUAAUAUUACCAGGAGAGGGAAAGGAUAGAGUUUUCCGUGUCACCAUUAAAUGGGUUGCUCAGGUAUCACUAUUUGCAUUGGAAGAAGCGCUGGAGGGCCGUACAAGACAAAUUCCAUAUGAUGCUAUAUUAGCAUUGGAUGUGGUGAUGAGACAUUUACCUUCCAUGAUGUAUACACCUGUUGGACGCUCAUUCUUCUCAUCUCCUGAGGGAUAUUAUCAUCCUCUUGGUGGUGGCAGAGAGGUCUGGUUUGGAUUCCAUCAGUCGGUGAGACCGAGUCAAUGGAAAAUGAUGCUAAAUAUUGAUGUGUCUGCAACUGCCUUUUAUAAAGCUCAACCAGUGAUAGAGUUCAUGUGUGAAGUAUUAGAUAUAAGGGACAUAAAUGACCAAAGAAAGCCUCUGACAGAUUCUCAACGUGUUAAGUUUACAAAAGAAAUCAAGGGACUCAAGAUUGAGAUCACACAUUGUGGUACAAUGAAACGUAAAUAUAGAGUGUGUAAUGUUACGCGCAGACCUGCACAAAUGCAAUCGUUCCCACUGCAAUUAGAUAAUGGACAAACAGUAGAAUGUACAGUAGCCAAAUAUUUCUUGGAUAAGUAUAAGAUGAAACUUCGUUAUCCCCACCUGCCGUGUCUUCAAGUGGGUCAGGAGCAUAAGCACACAUAUUUGCCAUUGGAAGUCUGCAACAUUGUUCCCGGUCAGAGAUGCAUUAAAAAGCUAACUGAUAUGCAGACUUCUACUAUGAUAAAGGCAACUGCUAGAUCUGCACCUGAUAGGGAGCGGGAGAUCAACAACUUAGUUCGUCGCGCGAACUUCAACACUGACCUUUAUGUAAAGGAGUUUGGAUUAACAAUAUCGAAUAAUAUGAUGGAAGUGCGCGGUCGUGUUCUGCCGCCGCCGAAGCUUCAAUAUGGCGGACGUGUAUCUUCAUUGGGAGGGCAGCAAGCAUUACCAAACCAAGGUGUGUGGGACAUGCGCGGUAAACAAUUCUUUAUGGGAGUUGAGAUUCGAGUUUGGGCGAUUGCCUGCUUUGCACCUCAAAGGACUGUUAGAGAAGAUGCCCUCAAAAACUUCACACAGCAGCUACAAAAGAUUUCGAAUGAUGCUGGUAUGCCCAUCAUUGGGCAGCCGUGCUUCUGCAAGUAUGCAACGGGUCCAGACCAAGUGGAGCCAAUGUUCAAAUACCUCAAGUCCACAUUUGUGCAGCUGCAGUUAGUUGUAGUUGUGUUGCCCGGGAAGACGCCAGUUUAUGCCGAAGUGAAACGUGUUGGUGACACUGUGCUCGGUAUGGCGACACAGUGCGUGCAAGCUAAGAACGUGAACAAAACAUCUCCACAGACGCUCAGCAACCUCUGCUUGAAGAUCAAUGUCAAACUUGGCGGGAUUAACUCUAUUUUGGUACCAUCGCUGCGUCCAAAGGUGUUCAAUGAGCCUGUAAUCUUCUUGGGCGUGGAUGUGACCCACCCACCAGCUGGAGACAAUAAGAAGCCAUCCAUUGCUGCUGUGGUGGGCUCGAUGGAUGCUCACCCCUCAAGAUAUGCGGCAACGGUUCGCGUGCAGCAACAUAGUAUUGACAGACAGGAGAUAGUGCACGAGAUGAGCAGCAUGGUGCAAGAGCUGCUGAUCAUGUUCUACAAGAGCACGGGCGGGUUCAAGCCACACCGCAUCAUCAUGUACCGUGAUGGCAUCUCCGAGGGACAGUUCAUACAUGUGUUGCAACAUGAACUGACCGCUGUUCGAGAAGCUUGUAUUAAGCUGGAGGCGGAGUACAAGCCGGGUAUAACGUUCAUAGUGGUGCAGAAGCGACAUCACACUCGGCUAUUCUGCGCCGACAAGAAGGAGCAGUCGGGCAAGUCGGGCAACAUCCCCGCCGGCACCACUGUAGACCUCGGCAUUACACAUCCCACUGAGUUCGACUUCUAUCUUUGCAGCCACCAGGGUAUACAGGGCACGUCGCGUCCGUCUCACUACCACGUGCUGUGGGACGACAACCACUUCGGGUCGGACGAGUUGCAAUGUCUCACAUACCAGCUGUGUCACACGUAUGUGCGCUGUACACGCUCCGUGUCCAUCCCCGCACCAGCUUACUACGCUCACCUCGUGGCCUUCAGAGCUCGUUACCACCUCGUGGAGAAGGAGCACGACUCCGGUGAGGGCAGCCACCAGUCCGCCUGCAGCGAGGACCGCACUCCCGGCGCAAUGGCGCGCGCCAUCACCGUACACGCCGUCACCAAGAAGGUUAUGUACUUCGCCUAGUGCUGCCAUCUACACACAAACGACAAUAUUAUUUCUCUUUUU
This is a messenger RNA of Papilio machaon (common yellow swallowtail), 2912 nucleotides long. RefSeq names its product protein argonaute-2 (gene AGO1). Bases 123 to 2870 code for a protein of 915 amino acids. The transcript is spliced from 14 exons. The record is from RefSeq and is a predicted model, not a curated record. NCBI's taxonomy places the organism in Eukaryota, Metazoa, Arthropoda, Insecta, Lepidoptera, Papilionidae. Gene Ontology annotation, molecular function: protein binding; RNA binding.